Molecule: messenger RNA, 321 nt
Organism: Colletotrichum lupini
Lineage: Eukaryota; Fungi; Ascomycota; Sordariomycetes; Glomerellales; Glomerellaceae
Exons: 1
Coding region: 1-321 (106 amino acids)
Source: RefSeq, a predicted model, not a curated record
AUGUUUGUAAGUCCGUUAAUAACAACCAGAAGCGUAUCGAAGUUUGGGUUUGAUAUGAAAACAUUCUUAAAUGAGGCUUCAACUUCCCAAACCAAGCUUCCUUCUAUUGUGGUCCUCCUCUAUCGCAAUUUCAACUAUCUGUUACUCGGAGCUUCCUCUUAUCAAUUCAAGAUACCCUCAUCAGAAAGCCUGACUUCUAGUACGAGUAACUCUGGCGAAACCAUCUCAAAAGUUCCAAGUGCACACAUCUUUCCUCAAUUUCUGAUAUUUCUCUUCCUCAAACCUUGGUUGAGUAGAAAUACCACGCUACUAAUACAUUAG